AUGUCAACGACACGUAUCAACCCGCAACAAAACCUACGCAAUGAAGAAUUUCCGUUUUGUUCUGUUCUUGGUUCUCCUGGCAACAACUUCAUUGGAGAUCAAUGCUCAGACUUGCAAAACCAAGUGGUGGUAUCCGGGGAAGAAAACCGCCUCCAGGAGAAUGCAACCGUGAGAACAACUCGGAUUGUUGUGUCCAAGGUAAGUUUUUACACCACGUAUACAUGCUCGCCUCCGGUGACAGGCGAUACUAAAGCAACACUGACAAUAAACAGUUUCCAAAAGGGAGGUGAUGGUGGUGGUCCAUCGGAGUGUGACAACCAAUACCACUCUGAUGACACACCAGUUGUGCGCUGUCAACGGAUGUGUGGAAGGCCUUUAGGGGUAUCCGAGGAUAACUGGGGAGAUUUGGAUAUUACUUGGACAGAGUGA
This is a messenger RNA of Lactuca saligna, 429 nucleotides long. Lineage: Eukaryota; Viridiplantae; Streptophyta; Magnoliopsida; Asterales; Asteraceae. The record is from the annotation of a GenBank genome assembly.